CUUCCAUUUCCCGAGCUCUCCGCAGGUGGAUGGUUUUGAUCUGCCAACUUCGCUCGCUGGUAUUUUCGCACUGAUAUCCUUCGAGCUUUUCUUUCUUUCAUUUCCGGCAUUCUUGAAGAUGGCCUUCUUUCUCCGACUGACGCUGCUCGCUAUCGGGCUGCUUGUCGCAACCUCGAUUGCGAAGCCCGUUGAGCGUCGUUUCGAGGAUGAGGACGACACCCCGUUGCCGCUCGUGAUUUGGCACGGCCUUGGCGACACCUUCAACAGCGAGGGAAUGGCGCGCGUCGUCUCGAUCGCCGAGGAUGUCCACCCCGGAAUCUUCGUCUACCCGAUUCGCAUGGAUGAUGACCCCUCGCGUGACCGGUUCGACUCCUUCGUGGGCAACGUGACUGAUCAUGUCGCCAAAGCCUGCGCCGACAUCGCCGCGGACCCGAUCCUGUCGACCGCCCCCGCAAUCGAUGCCCUCGGCUUCUCCCAGGGCGGCCAAUUCCUGCGCGCCUACGUCGAGCGAUGCAAUAAGCCCCCCGUCCGCAGCCUCAUCACUUUCGGCUCGCAGCACAAUGGCAUCACCACCUUCCGUGAAUGUGCUGUGACCGACUGGGUCUGCCGCAUCGCGAUGGCCGCGCUGAAGGGCGAUGUCUGGAGCCAGGCGGUGCAGAGCAAGCUGGUGCCCGCGCAGUACUACCGCAACCCGGACGAGUACGAGCAGUACCUGGAGCAUUCCAACUUCCUCGCGGACAUCAACAACGAGCGGGCGACGAAGAACGAGGCGUACAAGAAGAACAUUGAAAAGCUCGAGAGCUUCGUCAUGUACAUGUUCGAGGAGGAUAAGACUGUCAUCCCGAAGGAGUCGGCCUGGUUCGGCGAGGUCAACGGCACUGAGAGCACGCCGCUGCGCGCGCGUAAGCUGUACUCGGAGGAUUGGCUCGGCCUGCGCGCUCUCGACCGCAAGGGCGGGCUCAAGUUCCGCACGGCACCCGGCGAGCACAUGAAGCUGUCGGAAGAGUUGUUGAAGGAGGCCUUUGCCGAGUUUUACGGGCCGCUGAAGCGUAGCUCGGCGUCGCGCCCGCGGCCGGGGGGUGGCGAUGACCUUUGAGGGUUUGUAACAAUCACCCUCUGUUUCCCUUCACCGCACAUAUCCUGUCACAUCACAUUGGGCGCAUGGGUUCUGGGUAGGAGUUCGGGUGCCUGGGUAGUUGUGGCGGAAGGACAGCGACUCGCGAAAUGUUUGUCUGUUCCGCGUCUCGGCGGUGAUGGGUACCAGGCGAAUCGGGAACUGGGUUAGGGAACUUUGUGGGACGGGAGACAUACGUGGAGCAAUGGAGUUCACAGGUCAGGUCGUAUUCCCGUUAGGUAAUGCACUCGAGAAUCUUCUCCC
Molecule: messenger RNA, 1378 nt
Organism: Thermothielavioides terrestris NRRL 8126
Lineage: Eukaryota; Fungi; Ascomycota; Sordariomycetes; Sordariales; Chaetomiaceae
Exons: 2
Coding region: 119-1096 (325 amino acids)
Cellular component (GO): lysosome
Molecular function (GO): thiolester hydrolase activity; palmitoyl hydrolase activity
Source: RefSeq, a predicted model, not a curated record